AUGGCUUGUUCAAGAUGGGUUUCCAUUGUCGCGUUCCCACUCCUUGGAUUUAUUGUUCUGGGGAAGGCUGAUGCAUUCCACCUGCUGCAAUUCCCUCCUAAUAACCGUGCGGUUGGCAGUUCAUCGGCCACCACCAGAAACAAAUGCAACAUCAAGCGCACUACUGGGAGUAGUAGAGAUCUGUACAAGAGUUGCAAUGAUACCGAAGCAAGCACUGGUCGCAGGUCCUACUUGGGAAAAGCGGCUGCCAUGGCUGCUGCAACUCUGUUCACAAACGCACCCGUUGCUCAUGGAGAGAUCACAGAGGAUAGCCAAUGGCCACUUUGGCCAGCACUGCCAGUGGCACCGUACUCUCGGCGAAGGACGAUUCGCCAGGAAGUUGUGCCAGGAGCCGUGUGGACAUUUGAUCAGGUUAUUGGCAUCUAUUAUGUGUUUGUGCCUAUUCGAAUGACAGUGACAGCAUCCAAAGGCCUAAAAGGAUUGGUUGUCUAUGCUCCAGCGGCUCCUACCAAAGAAUGCUUGAACUUGCUGCAAGAAUUGAUUGACGUUCAUGGGCCAGUCAAAGCCAUCAUUUUGCCAACCGUCGCUGUGGAACACAAGGUCAAUGCGGGACCCUUUGCACGACAAUUCCCGAAUGCCCUCUUUUAUGUCACGGAUCGUCAGUACAGUUUUCCAAUCAGCCUUCCAGGGCAAUUUUUGGGGUUUCCGUCAUGGACCCAACCAUUGCCAGUCAGCAGUGAGGAGGGCAACAAUAAUCCUUUGGGACCAGACUUUUCUUGGGAGGUUAUCAGUGUCAAGCCAGGGCCGGCUUCCCAGUAUCAAGAUGUUGCUUUGCUACACAAACCAUCCAAAUCCUUGAUGAUUUGUGACGCCCUCUUUGCAACGACUGCAGAACCACCAUCAAUCCUCACACAGGAACCAGAGUACACACGAGCGCUCUUGUUUCAUGCCCGCGAAGAAAAGGACGAAAUUGUUCCAGACACACCCGAGAAUCGUCGCAAAGGUUGGAGACGAAUCGUGCUCUUGUUCAACUUUUUCUUUCCCGGAUCCGGAGUCGCUGACUUGGGCGACAAUGGAAAACCUACAAUUUAUACCAUUGUUCAGAUCAUUCUUUCCCGAGAUCCCGCUGCAGUCACAACCUGGGUCAAUAAAGUAGGGCAGUGGGACUUUGUUCGCGUCAUUCCGGCUCAUUUGGAUGCUCCAUUGGCGGUUGGCCCAAGCCAGUUUCGUGACACCUAUGACUUUCUGCAACGAGAUCCAUCAGGAGGAAACGAGGUUCGAUACUGCGACGAGGAUGUGGCAUUCUUGCGAAAGGCAGAGGAAGGAUUCUUGAGCUUUUCCGUGUAUCCAUCCAAAUUCGGAGCCCUGCGAGGGCGAAACGGUGAUUGUGGGUUGGUGAAUUGA
This is a messenger RNA of Seminavis robusta, 1404 nucleotides long. The record is from the annotation of a GenBank genome assembly. Lineage: Eukaryota; Bacillariophyta; Bacillariophyceae; Naviculales; Naviculaceae.